Molecule: messenger RNA, 9233 nt
Organism: Leptidea sinapis
Lineage: Eukaryota; Metazoa; Arthropoda; Insecta; Lepidoptera; Pieridae
Gene: Pdk
Product: pyruvate dehydrogenase (acetyl-transferring) kinase, mitochondrial
Exons: 9
Coding region: 2967-4040 (357 amino acids)
Biological process (GO): regulation of glucose metabolic process; protein phosphorylation
Cellular component (GO): mitochondrion
Molecular function (GO): pyruvate dehydrogenase (acetyl-transferring) kinase activity
Source: RefSeq, a predicted model, not a curated record
CUUCUUGAAGAUGGAAAGCUUCAUAUUCUGGAACAAGAACUUGAGCGAUGCAAACUCACUAUCACGGGAAUCAGUGAGACACAUUGGAAAGGUAGCGGCCACUUUGACUCAGAGAAACAUACCAUCUAUUUCUCCGGCAACGAUAAAAGUAGCUUUUCGGGUGUGGCUAUUGCGAUCCCUAAAUUAUGUAAAAACUCGGUGCUUGGAUAUCACCCAAUUAAUGAUAGAAUUAUUUCCAUUAAACUUAGCGCAUCACCGACCCCACUCAACAUAAUUCAAGUCUAUGCUCCUACAAGUUCUGCCAAAGAUGAAGAAGUAGAAGACUUCUAUUGUCAACUUGAGUCUUCAAUAGCUAAGAUCCCCAAAAGAGAGCUAUUAAUCAUCAUUGGGGACUUUAACGCCAAUGUGGGAAACACCACAAUGAAUACGGGCAUACGACAUAUUGUUGGGAACUAUGGCCAUGGUGUUCGUAACCCAAGGGGUGAACGACUCAUAGAGUUUGCAGCCGAUAACAACAUGGCCAUAGCAAACACGAUGUUCAAACACCAUCCUAGACGCCUAUAUACCUGGACCUCCCCUGAUGGCAACCACCGCAAUCAGAUAGAUAACAUAUUAGUGAGAACCAGAUGGAAAAGUUCAAUUGCCAAUACACAUACCCUUCCCGGUGCUGAUUGUCAUUCCGACCAUCAACUGCUCAUUGGGAACCUGCGAUUGAAAUUGCAAAGAGCAAGACAAAUUAAAAUGGCUAGAAGAAUGGAGGUGAACGAUCGAAAGUCACUAACCACCUCGAUACAGAACAGACAUGCCGCAUGGAGAGCAGGUAUCGGAAACAAUGACUCUAACUACUUGUGGAUCUCGGCAAAAACAUAUAUUGUGGAGGCGAUUGCUGAGUCACAACCGAAAACAGUCUUACCAAAACGACAACAUUGGAUGACGGAAGAAACCUGGCAUUUGGUUGAAGAGCGCCGAAAACUUAAAGCCAGUGGUGCUAGCAUUACGAAGCUAAAUGCCAAGUCAGCUAUCAUACAAACUGCUUGCCGACGUGACCGCAAUAACCAUCUGAGUAAGAUAUGUCAUGAACUGGAACAGCACUCCGACAAAUAUCAAACCAAAGAUCUGCAUGAUAAGGUGCGAUACAUAACACGCCAAUUUAAACCUAAGACGUGGGCUGUUGAGACUCCGCUGGGAAUACGGUUACGGAGAUAAAGGAUAUCGUGAAUGUGUGGAAGGAAUAUUGUCAAUCAUUAUUUUCCAAUAAUUUGGUACUAAGCUUCACAUGUUCUCCCCACAACAUGCUUGACCGUGAACCCGACAUCAUGCGGGAUGAAGUACGAGCAGCAAUUACAGACCUCAAAUGCAAUAAAGCCAUAGGUUGUGAUGAGAUCCCAAUAGAAGUCCUCAAAGCGAUGGGAGAACCUGGAGUUGAUAUUUUAUAUACCAUCUGCUGUAAAAUAUAGAAGACUGGAAUAUGGCCUGACGAUUGGUCAAAAUCCAUUUUCAUUCCACUGCACAAAAAAGGGUCCACCAAGAAAUGCAUCAACUACCGACUCAUAUCCUUGAUAUCUCAUGCAAGUAAGGUGAUGCUCCACAUAAUUAAUACAAGGCUGUUGGCCUACCUCUCAAGGCAGAUUGCACCCGAGCAAGCCGGAUUUGUUAAGGGAAGAGGCACUCGGGAACAAAUUCUUAUACUGCGUCAGAUUAUUGAGAAGGCCAGAGAAUUCAAUACAACCGUUUACAUCUGCUUUGUGGACUUUCGCAAAGCAUUUGACACGGUCAUAUGGACACACCUUUGGAAGAUACUUGCGGAAAUGGGUGUACCAUCCCAUUUAAUAGUUCUAUUGAGGAGGUUGUAUGAGCACGGUACUGCAGCGGUACGAGUGGAUGAUACCCUUUCAAGCGAAUUCAAGACUGAGGCCGGUGUACGACAAGGAUGCAUCUUAUCGCCAUUACUCUUUAACAUCUACACAGAGUAUAUUAUGCGCAUUGUCUUGGAAGAUUGGAACAAAGGAAUAUCUGUUGGGGGACGCGUGAUAAAUAACCUCAGAUACGCUGAUGAUACUACCCUUCUCGCACAGACUAGAGAAGAUAUGGAAAAUUUUCUAAACCGUCUAGAAAGUACCAGUCUCCAAUUCGGACUUAUUAUUAACCGAGACAAGACGAAGGUGAUGAUAGUAGACCGGGCCGAACAAAUUGGAACCAACGUACCCUAUGUAGCCAACUGUGAAGUGGUUCAGACCUAUAUUUAUCUUGGUUCUACUAUAUCAAGUACUGGAGGAUGUGGCGACGAGAUCAGACGACGGUGCGCCAUCACCAGGUCUGCAGUGGAACAACUGGGAAAGAUUUGGAGGGACAGGAGGAUUACCAAGAAGACUAAAGUCAGAUUGAUGAAAUGCCUUGUGUUUCCAAUCUUUCUCUAUGGAGCCGAAACUUGGUCUCUGAGACUGCAGGACCGCUGUAAAAUCGAUGCAUUAGAGAUGUGGUGCUGGAGACGCCUCCUAAAGAUCCCGUGGACGGCAUUUCGCACCAAUGUAUCCAUCCUCAAAGAGCUUCGUAUUAAAGACAGACUAUCGUAAAUUGUGCAACUAAGAAUACUGAAGUUCUUUGGUCACGUCUCUAGAAAUGAGAACUCGAUGGAGAGACUGGUAGUUCAGGGCCAGGUGGAAGGCAAGAGAGCACGCGGUCGAUCGCCAACCCGCUGGAUAGACGCCAUCACAAAGGCUACUGAGUCCACCAUAGUCCAGUGUACUCGCAACGCCUCUAACCGUCAGAAAUGGAAGCACAUCGCCAGGAGAUCUACCCUCAGAAAGGAUGUUGACCCACCGAACACUCCACCAUGUACCUCGUCAGCGCAACCACGACCACUCUGACAAGAGUGUCCGACUAAGAAGAAGAUAGGGUUGAAUGCGUGCGAGAGGAAGUCCUUUUUAUUCCUCCGGAAGGAAUUACCAGUGAGGUUAGCGAACAUAAUGAAGGAGAUAGCGCUGCUGCCCGAGAACUUGCUGCGGAUGCCGUCAGUGGGGCUGGUCAACCAAUGGUACGAGCGCUCCUUCGAGGAGAUCAUCGAGUUUGAGAAGCGGGAACCCGAGCAGUCGGUGUUGAGUCAAUUCUGCGAACGCCUCGCCCACAUACGGAAUCGUCACGCGGACGUGGUGCAAACAAUGGCCCAGGGUGUCCUGGAGUUGAAGGAGUCCCAUGAGGUGGACCCUGGCGUGGAGAACUCCAUACAGUACUUUCUGGACAGAUUCUACAUGAGCCGGAUCUCCAUACGAAUGCUGAUCAAUCAGCAUACCCUUCUCUUCGGAGAUCAGCUCGGCGCAAAGCAGGCCUCGGUGAACGGUAUGGGCAGCGGCGGACGACACAUUGGCUCCAUCGACCCAGCGUGUGACGUCACUGCGGUGGUGAGAGACGCCUACGAGAACGCCAGAUUUCUCUGCGAUCGGUAUUACCUGGCAUCGCCUGAGCUGGAACUACUGCAGAAUGGAGUUCCGAGCGAGGGGCCAAUGCCGAUCGUGUAUGUACCGUCCCACCUCUACCACAUGCUGUUCGAACUGUUCAAGAACGCGAUGCGAGCUGUCAUGGAGACGUACGAAAACUCGCCGCCUCCUGUCACUGUCAACAUUGUGCGCGGGAGGGAGGAUGUUUCUCUGAAGUUGUCGGACCGCGGUGGUGGUAUACCGAGAAGCGUAUCAGAUCUGCUGUUCAAGUAUAUGUAUAGCACAGCGCCACAGCCAUCCAAAUCUGAUUCACACACAGUGCCGCUGGCCGGCUAUGGUUACGGUCUGCCCAUCUCCAGGUUAUACGCGCGGUAUUUCCACGGAGACCUGGUUCUGAUGUCCUGUGAAGGCUAUGGUACCGAUGCCAUCAUUUAUUUAAAGGCUCUGUCAAACGAAGCGAACGAGUUAUUACCAAUAUUCAACCGGACGUCGACAAAGUUCUACAAGCCCGCACAAGUACUUGGCGACUGGUCGGCGCCGUUGCCGCCAUCUCACGCGCACAGACAAGACAAGCCGUUCCUCUCGCACAAAACUAAUGGUAACUAAGUGUAAUUCUCACGGAAUUUCGGAAUUGCAGUAACAACAUUAUAAUAUACUCACAAAACAACCGAAAAGUAUUCCGCGCACCACACUGAUACAUUGAUAUAAGGAAAAAAUGAGUGAUUUUCUUAUCAUGUAAUUUUAUACAAUAACAAAAUGAAGACAGUUAGAGUACUGUCAAAAUGUGUCCCAAUUAGGACACUUUCGAGUCACUGUCAUUGGGCCCUUCUUUUAAAUAGUAUUAAUGGGAGCACGGGCCGCAGAAGUACUAACACAUCACUUGACACUCAAAGUCUCUCGUCUUAUAUUCACAAAUAAUUGUUUCGGUAUCAAAUGUUUCAGUAACAAAAUUACAUUAUCCUAAAUGAUGGUCAUUACAGCGUACACAAAUGAAUGUGUAAGGCUGGUGAAGUGAUUCGUUCGUAAGGGAGGUUAUACACGCUCCGAUUUUCAAAUUAUAUUGUUUAUCGGCUAUAUCGGUUGUAUUUUAAGUGUACGGUAUCGAUAUUAAUCUAAAUAAGGGUGUAACGUUGGUUUACAUUAUUAGUCUUUAAGGUUAUAUGUAUAUUAAUUAUUUUAAUAUAGUACUUCAUAUGUAUCACUUACUUAUUAACCCGUCUAUACACGCGCCAAUUGAUCUAGUGUGGUUGAUACUUAAUUAAGAAUCUAUUAAAAAUCAACGCUUAGGGGGUUAUUAAUAAAUAUGAGGGUAAUUAUUUCAAGAUUUAUUAUGAAUAUUGUUCAUAUAAAAUACUGGAACCGCUCAAAAUAGGAUUGGUUUAUUUUAAAUCCGUACAAAGCGAGACUAAGUUUACAAAUACAUACAUACUUAUCAAGACAGACAUUUUGUUCUUAUAAAUAUAAUAUAAUAUAAUCAAUUAUUAAAAUAAUGUCACUACAAUAUAAAGUUGAAACUGGUUCCUCUAAAAAUGAGUGAUUUCGACUUUAUACGGUAAUAUUUCUAUGUUAUGCACACUUAACAACGCCAAUUGUGAUUGCGGUGUGCCGGUCCCUAGUUUAGUUAUAGUACAACCAUUAGAUUCUAUAAUUUAAGUUAAAUUUUUUUAACUAAUAAGAUAAGCGAAAGGAAAGUGUUGAUUUCAAUACUGGGAAAAGAACUUAUGUUGGAAUGAGUGUGGUUUGACUUUUUAGUAUGAAUGAACAAGCUUAAAUUAAAAUGGAUGAAUUAAAAUUGUGACAGAUUUUUUAAAAGUGUGAUUAUUGUUAAUAUCAGGAUAUAGCCCUAAAUCUCUGUUAUCGAACGUAGCCUUCGAUGGCUAUAGUCGUACGAAAAAUUAAAAUCCCUAAUGUCGGGUACGUUAAGAGCAGCUUUAUUAGUUAGAUAUAAAUUGAUGUGUGAGUUCGGCUUAACAAUAGAUUUUAAAUUAAACUAGAUUUAUCAAUAUUGUGAAGUAGUCAUCUUGUAAUCGUGUAACAUGUAGAAUACGAUAUUAUUUAAAUUUAAAUAUAUAGAUUUAAUAACAAUGUUCUUUUGGACCAUCCAUAAAAUACGUCACUCGAAUUUCGUGACCCCUCCCCGUCCCCCCGUCUCAUUUGUGUGACGGGGGGUACCAAUUUGUAAUGUCACAUUUUUCACAAUUUUACAUUUACGAAUUUAUGAAAUUAAAUCAACAAUGUUCUGAAAUUAUUUUUAUUUCCAUUUAAAUUAUUUUUCAAUAAAACCAAACAAAGGCAUGAUAAUCAACAAAUAAAAAAAAUAUAUUUUAAUUGCAAAUAUCUGGUACGUAGUAUAAAUUUCGUGUUGUAAUACUUAAAAACAUUAUAUUUGAAAAAAAAAUGUGAUGUCACAAAAUUUGGGACCCCUCCCCGCCCCUUGUAACACUGCGUCGACCCCCCUCCCUCACACUUAACUUGUGAUGUAACUUAUGGAUGGCCCCUUUAAGAUUAUGAAAGAAAAAUAUUAUCACCGCAAAUUGUUUUGUUAAAUUUUUUUUGCAUUUUUUUGUUAAAAAUUAAUAAUUAAAUUGAGAUACUGUCAUUGACGAUAUAAUUGUCUAUGUUGCUAUUUUCUAGUUCUGUGAAAAAUUUUAGACUAAUAAAGUUGUCAGGCCAAAUUAUGUCUAGUGCUGUCUCGUUUUAGCGUAUGACGUGUGAGUGAGAUGGAUAGUUAGUUUGUACUCGCAGGAUUUCUCAUAUAGAUACUUACACUUAGUGUACUUUUUCCCCAUACCACUAGUUAUUGUGAGGGGUGUGAUUGAUUUUAGGGGAUUCAUUGCAAGGUUGUAAUUCAAUUUUAUUUUGAACUUUUUGUAGACUGUACUUUUGAAAUAAUAUUUAAAGUAUUGGCAUCUUCUUAGCAGAAUUCAUUAAAAAUUAUUAAAUUUUGUAGAAUAUCUAUAUCAAACGAAGAAUAUAUCUAAAAAGCUCAGUGUCACAAAAUAUGGGUGAAGAUCAGUUUCACUAUUAAAUAUAUAAUAUAAUGCCAAUGUAUUAUAUACAUUUAAUAGUGAAACUUUGAAGUCAAAGAUUUGUAACAAAAUUAAAAUAUUGUUUGACCUUAAAUGGAUGGUGUUAUAAACCGCUAUAAAAAAGAUACUCCGCCUUACUAUAGUCAUACAGCUUAUGAUUGUAAAUUAUUUUUUAAUUUAUCAGUCCUAAUUGAAUGAAUAGGCCUAUGUGUUGAUCUGAUGAAAUCCAUAGACAAUUUUCGUCGUAUGUAUGUCUCAGGUCUUAAUAGAUAACGGAAACUGGUACUUACAAAAAGUAUCGUGAGUAUAGACUAUCUACCAAUUUUAUUUUUAAAUGCAUUGUCCUCUCUUCGGGUAUGUGUAUAUAAAAAUUUUUUCCUGCGAGAAAUGUGAUAUUCGAUUUUAGAUUGAUUUUGUUUCGUAGUUGAGGCUGGUUGGCUUGAUUUUUUAUCUGGCAACAUUACGAAUCUUACGAAUUACAUACCAUCGACAAAAUUGAUUCAUGAUCAUUAUCAAAAUAUGAACUGUUAGGUGUAUAUUUGCACGAAAAAUAUUGUAUGACAAUUGGCGGCCUGUAAUAAAAUGAUAACAGUUAUUUAGGAAAUGUAUGUUCAAGCGAAUUUCAACCUACUUGUUUAUUAUGACUGUAGGAAAGUGACAUCAAGAUUGGUCACGAUUCAAUCUUGUCGAUAGUACUAUUAAAAAGUUCCGUUAGAAACGGCGCUCUCAAAAUAAGUCACAAUAAACAAUAAAAUUAAAUAAAUAUAUAAAUUAAUUAAAAACAUUAAAUAAAAUAUUUUUAGACGUAUUAAUUCAAGUGCAACUAUGACUAAACAUCAUUUAUUCCUGAAAUUUAUAUUAUUUAUUUAAUUUCCUAACAGUGUCCUCUUAUUUUUAUUUGUGUUGAAUUAUAUAUUGUGAUAAUUAAAUUAAUAUGUUUAUAAUUCAGUCUUAAUUUCAUGUGAUUUGUUACUUAUAAAGUAUCUACUAAUUAAUUAUAUAUAAUAUAAAUGUUUGGUAUAAUCCCCGCAAGUUUAUACAGGGACAGGCAGCCAUUUUAGCGACACAGACGUUAAUAUGACAAUGUUGCGUCCCUGUGUCGAUUUGCGCGGGUUAUACUCGCGUUAUUCGUGUUGCCAGAUAUGUAAAGAAACGCAUAGAUGCAGUGAUUACCAAUGGAGUAAAAUUAAAAUUAGUGAAACUAUAUCAUAGACUAAGAUAAGGUGACGUUGGUUAUGAAAAACUAUGUUUAAAUUUAAAUUCAACAGUAGUUUUUAUUUCGCGUGUUACAUUUCAGGUUAUUAUUGCGUGCGUAGAAGCAAUUUUACUUUUAUUGUUUAACAUUUAAGAGCCAUUUUUCAAUGCACCUUAUUAUUAUUUUUACAGUCCCGAUAAGUUUUUUUUUAUUUAUAUUAUAUGGGCAAACUUAAUGUAAAACGUUGCUAAAUGGGUCUUAUAUGUAGUACAUUUUGCGCGUAAUAUUUAAAGUACAAUAGAAUAGUUACUAGUAAUUCUGUUUAAUUAAAUAUUUUCAGAGUCACAGUUUACAAUCAAAUACCUAAGUAUAUGAAUACUAUUACAAAAACCACUGAUUUGAAUUCAUUUGGCAGACGCCAUUUUGGUGGUGAUUCCAGUUGUUAUUCAUGUGGGUACACCACUUAUUUACUUACUCCUCCGGCGCAACGACCCAAAGUGAGAUUUGGAGGAUGCCGGCUAGAUUACGGGUACCACAACGGCGCCUAUUUCUGCCGUGAAGCAAUAGCAUUACUGUGUUUCGGUCUGAAGGGCGCCGUAGCCUGUGAAAUUACUGGGCAAAUGAGACUAAAUAUCUAUAUCUCAAGGUGACGAACGCAGUUGUAGUGCCGCUCAGAAUUUUGGGGUUUUUCAAGAAUCCAGAGGGGCACUGCAUUGUAAUGGGUAGGGCGUAUUACCAUAGUAUUGGUAAUAGUCCCACGCUUAUUUCAGUCCUGUACGAUAUCACUUCAUGAUUUUCAUCUCGCACAGGUCAGUGGUCAUUCGGUAUUUCUACCUGAACUUAGGGCGACUUAACUGCACGCUAACGUGCUGAUAAAGAUGAUUUUAAGCUAAGCUAAUGCAGCCAAGCUAAGCUGAGCCCCGUUUUUUAUUGUCUUCUUUGUGCCUUCUUUUAUAUUCUUUCCCUUAUAAUUAAUGGACAGUUUUUCAAUAGAUUUCGAUCAAUAUUACUUACAUUGUAUUUUGCUACUUAAAACGGUAUGUGUCUCUAAACUGCGACGUAUAGACCUUAGAUCAUUUAUAUGUCUAGAUAGACUGUGACAGCUAUGAAAACGUCGAAAAAAAUUGAGGUUGACUGUUAACCUCUAUUUUGAGCAAUGCACGCACUAACACAAAGUGACAUACAAAUCGCGAGUGUAAGAUUUAGCUUGUUACUACGGUAAUAAAACUGGCCUGUUUCAUCGUUUGUCUAGCAGCAAGAGGCUCUAUAUAGACGUAUAAAUUAUCUAAGUUACUGACACACAAAUAAUAUAAGUAAUUAAUUUAGUUUGUACUCAACAAAGGAUUAGUUUUACAACUAUUUAAUCAUUUUUACUACUUUUACUACUUGAUCAUUCGUUUUAAGCUUUAAGAAUUUUUUUGUUUUUUUUUUUACCAGAUGGUAUAAAAAUGUAUUAUGUUAAUAUAUUGCAUUUGCACUACAUGUAAGUGUUAUUCCAAAUUGAUAUUUAUAUAAUCUUUAGGUUGUAGCUUAUUAUUUAUAGAUGAUUUUUUGAAUAAAUAUUUUCAAUGUGAA